UGUGUCCGCCAUUUUCAGGCGUAAAGGAAUCCGAAAUAGAAAAAAUUGUUGCCAAGUAUUUAUUCAAAUAUUCAAAGUGUCAUUUACUUCGGGUAUAAAAAGCAGAUGCGACAGCAAGCAAGUCACUGGUGUACAAUAUUGCCAACCUAUAGCACUGCAUUCACCAUGUCUUCUUUCCAAAUCUCAGCAUUUUGUUUGGUUGCUGUGCUGAUAUUUCUCGCCUAUCAAACCGCAGCACAAGAUCGAGCCACAUAUCUCACCAAUGGUGUCCAAAUUCCUUUGCCUCUGGAGCGUCAAGUUAAUGCAAUACCACCAUCAAAUUUUGUCGUAAAUCCACUAAUUGCCAGAAUGCUACAAAUUCAACAACAGGAAUCUCUAAAACCUUAUGAGUUUGGCUACAAUAUGAAUGAUGGAAAUGGAACUACUCAACACAGACAAGAAAUCCGCACUCAAGAUGGAAAUAUUCGAGGCAACUACGGUUACGUGGAUCCUAUUGGCAUUUACAGGAAAGUGGAAUAUUAUACCGAUGCUGAUGGUUAUCAUGCCAAAGUUGAAUCCAAUGAGCCUGGACUUUCCAAUAAAAAUAGCGCCAAUACCAUUUUCCUCGUUCAAAACCCACCAGUUGGAGCAAUUAUCCCUGAACAACGCCUGCCUCUGUCGCUUUUACACCGAGGACUUGAGGUGUAAUUACUGAAUUCUGUAGAAUACUUAAAUGCAGAAUGCUUCUAAAAUAAAAUUUAAUUACAAAUAUUA
This is a messenger RNA of Stegodyphus dumicola, 753 nucleotides long. RefSeq lists its product as uncharacterized. The record is from RefSeq and is a predicted model, not a curated record. Lineage: Eukaryota; Metazoa; Arthropoda; Arachnida; Araneae; Eresidae. Gene Ontology annotation, cellular component: chitin-based extracellular matrix. Gene Ontology annotation, molecular function: structural constituent of chitin-based larval cuticle.